AAGAAAAUCGAGUUUGCUAACAUCAGAGAUCCGCCAAACUUUCGCGCCGCAACACCUACAUCACAUAUAAGUAUAAACAAUUAAUUUUCACCUACCACAAGUACCUAUGUUUAGUAGUAUUUGGUAACAAAAAUGAAAAAUGUCCAGUACAAACCAUGAAUAUCGAACGUCUUUCGAUGACAAUUUUACAAACAAAAGUGACUCCACCACAUCGUAUCUUGUGAACAGACUUGGACAAAAUGAAACUUUAAUGGAUUACAACGUUUCAGGAGAAUUAACAUCGUCGCCGUUCGGUCCAAAACGGGACAGUUUAGCCGUGGUUAUCCCGAUUACAAUAAUCUACGUGAUCAUAUUUAUUGGCGGGAUUGUCGGCAAUAUAAGCACCUGUUUAGUGGUUGCGAGAAAUAAAAAAAUGCACACGGCAACAAACUAUUACUUGUUCAGUUUGGCAAUUUCGGACUUGUUACUUUUAUUCACGGGACUUCCCCAAGAAGUGUAUUCGAUUUGGUCUAGAUAUCCGUACAUUUUCGGUCACACUUUUUGCAUCAUCCGCGGAUUAUGUUCCGAAACGUCGGCAAACGCUACAGUCUUGACCAUCAUGACGUUCACUGUUGAACGUUACUUGGCGAUAUGCCACCCUUUCUUCUCGCACACAAUUUCCAAGCUUUCCAGAGCGGUGAAAGCGAUAGUGAUUAUAUGGAUUGUGUCAUUUGCUCUGGCGAUACCACAGGCCAUGCAGUUCGGUGUUCAAAACUUUAUCGAAAAUGAUCCGGAAAGUGAAAUGUGUCAAAUUUUGUAUCCGCUAAUGAAAUACUCUUUCGAGGUGUCAACUUUGGUGUUUUUUGUGGCCCCAAUGACACUCAUCACGGUCCUGUACAUUCUGAUCGGACUCAAGUUGAGAAAUUCAAGUUUCGUUAGACGCAAUUCAUCGGAAAAUGAAGAGGGUAGGAUGAUGAAUACAAAUUCUAAAAAAGUCGGAAUUUCUUCACAAAGGCAAGGAAAAUCAACACGUAAAGUUAUCAAAAUGUUAGUUGCCGUGGUGAUUGCCUUCUUCUUGUGUUGGGCACCGUUCCAUAUACAAAGACUGUACACAACGUACGUGUCAAAGUUUCCAGAAAAUUUCAACCGAGAUACUUUACUAAAAGUAUACACAAUCAUAACUUAUCUGAGCGGAAUUUUCUACUACAUUUCCACGGCUAUUAACCCUCUACUUUACAAUAUAUUUUCCUUAAAAUUCAGGGACGCAUUCAAGGAAACAUUUACGAGUUGUUUCAAAACGAAAAAUUUAAAUUGUCAAUCUAUGAAGAACUCGUAUUACGUAAUAUCGAGGAAAAGACAGGGUACAAUACUGUCAACCGUUGAAAUAAGACAACCUGGAAAACUUGCAAAGAAAAGCUCAUGCGAAUUUUCUUCCCUGACUGAUAUCAAAAGUUUCCCGAAUCGAUCUUUGCGUUUAUAAUCCAUAGUUGUAGAAGUACAAACUUCGUACCUGUAACAUUCAUUCUAAAGUACCUACUAUCGUAAGGGCAACGUUAAAUCGUAUUUGCUUUUAGCCUUAUAUUGUUUACUACAAUUAACAAUUGUAGAUUUAUUUAUAGUCACUUUCUUUUAAUGUUGCCCUCGCCCUACAUAACUUUUAAAGUCUGAAAUGUAUUCCUAGUAUAUAAAUGUAACUAGUUA
Agrilus planipennis (emerald ash borer) is the source of this 1680-nucleotide messenger RNA. Its product is annotated as pyrokinin-1 receptor-like. Lineage: Eukaryota; Metazoa; Arthropoda; Insecta; Coleoptera; Buprestidae. Gene Ontology annotation, biological process: neuropeptide signaling pathway. The record is from RefSeq and is a predicted model, not a curated record. Gene Ontology annotation, cellular component: plasma membrane. Gene Ontology annotation, molecular function: neuromedin U receptor activity. Bases 140 to 1459 code for a protein of 439 amino acids. The transcript has 3 exons.